Phyllostomus hastatus (greater spear-nosed bat) is the source of this 3098-nucleotide messenger RNA. Its product is annotated as butyrophilin subfamily 1 member A1-like. The coding region runs from base 353 to 1993 and encodes 546 amino acids. Gene Ontology annotation, biological process: T cell receptor signaling pathway; regulation of cytokine production. The transcript is spliced from 10 exons. Gene Ontology annotation, cellular component: external side of plasma membrane. The record is from RefSeq and is a predicted model, not a curated record. NCBI's taxonomy places the organism in Eukaryota, Metazoa, Chordata, Mammalia, Chiroptera, Phyllostomidae. Gene Ontology annotation, molecular function: signaling receptor binding.
UCUGCUGCACUGCUUUGGACAAGCUUUCCCUUUCUAAUGGUGGAAGGAGCAGGAGAAGGGUGGAUUCUUCAGGCUGGAGCCCCAGGGCCUAGUCUCUACAGAUUCCCCUGCAGCCUAGGCCAGGCCUUGCUUCUUCUCCACGUCCUGGGAAGCAACUACCUCUCCACACGAGGAAGCAGAGCACCCAGCCUUGGCUCUGGCAGCAAGGUUUGGGUCUCUGAGUGCAGAUUCAGAAGGCCCCUGAACCUUGUGAAGCUGCUGUGUUUAGAGAGCUCCAGCCUUUCACAGCAAGUCCCACUGCUCCCUCGGUCUUCACCUGCCUCCUGCCCUGCCUCUCCCCAGCUUGGGGGAAAUGGAAGACUGCUCCAGCUACUCUGUGCUCUGCCAUCUCACCUCCCUGCUCCUCCUCAUCCAGCUACUCACUCGGGGGGCUGCAGAGUUCUUGGUCAUUGGCCCCUCAGAACCCAUUGUGGCAGUGCUGGGUGGGGACAUCACACUGCCCUGUCGUGUGUCCCCGGCCAUGAAUGUGGAGAACAUGGAGCUCCGGUGGUUCCGCUCCAAGUUCUCUGAAGCUGUGUUCAUCUAUAAAAAUGGCUGGAAGCAGGAGGACGAGCUGAUGGCCCAGUAUGCAGGACGGACCUCUCUGGAGAGGGAGCUUCUCACCCAGGGGGAGGCUGCCGUGCGCAUCCACAAAGUUCAGGCUGCCGACGACGGGCUCUAUUCCUGUUUCUUCAGAAAGGGAGACUUCUAUGAAGAGGCCAAUUUGGAGCUGAAGGUGGUAGGUGUGGGCUCUGCCCCUCAAGUGCGCAUCACAGGGCCUGAGGAGGAUGGGGUUCAAGUGGUGUGCACAGCCUCAGGGUGGUUCCCGAAGCCCCAGGUGCAGUGGAGAGACCUCAGUGGAGAGAAGUUCCUGGUGUUCUCCGAGGCCCAUGCCCAAGACGCUAAAGGGCUGUUCAGUGUGGAGGCCGCUCUGGUGGUGAAAGACCGUUCUGUGGGCAAUGUGACCUGCUCUAUGCUCAAUCCCGUCCUGGGCCAGGAGAAGGCGAUGGCCAUUUUCAUCCCAGAACCCUUUUUUCCCCAGUCCUCUCCGUGGAAACCAGCUUUCCUAGUGAGCCUGACCGUGCUGGGACUCCUACUCCUUGCUGCUGGCUAUUACACCCAGAGAGAGCAUUCCGCAAAGCUGCAGGAGCUGCAAGAACAGAAGACUCUGUGCCAGGCUAAGGAGCAGGACAGGCAGGCAAAGGAGGAGAUGCUGAAGGCCAGAGAUAAACUCCAAGCAGAACUUGAUUGGAGGAAGACAGUUUACCUGGCUGCCUGGAGGAAGGCCCAGCUGUAUGCAGACUGGCGGCAGGAGAAGUUCCAGGCCUGGUCUGUCACUCUGAAUCCAGUCUCUGCCAGUCCCAGCCUUAUCGUCUCUCCUGAGAAGACAAGAGUGACCUUGAAGGACACCAGUGAGGACUCAAACAGCACCUGCAGCGUGUUGGGCCUUGAGGGCAUCACAUCAGGGCGCUGUCACUGGGAGGUGGAGGUCACAGGUGGAGACAAAAGUGAAUGGGCUCUGGGGGUCUGCAGGGAAGAUGUGGAAAGGGAAGGCUGGUACAGAGAGUCCCCAGAUAAGGGUUUCUGGGUUGUGGGGAAGUUUGGUUCUGAAUAUCAUGCCUGCACUUUAAGUCAGACUUUGUUAUCUCUUAGGCAGCUUCCCCACAGGGUGGGUGUUUUCCUGGACUACGACGAAGGGGAUGUCUCCUUCUAUAACAUGACCGAUGGUUCCCACAUUUUCUCCUUCCCUCCGGCUUCCUUCUCUGGGACCCUCUUUCCAUACUUCAGUUUGAGGUCAGAGUUUGGGUCCCUGACCAUCUGUCCCAUGACGGGUGCAUCUGAGAGGCUCUCUGUGCCCCUUAAUAAUUCUCUGGAGGAACCUAUGAGCCUCCCAGGGGCGGGGUUAAGCUCAGGCUCCACUGGUGAUGAAGUUGAAUCUCCACUACUGUCCUGAAACAUGGAGGCCAUGCCCCCUCAGUGUCCCUGUCCCCUCACUGAGGCUUUCCCUGGAGAUGCCAACUCCCUGUGGCAAAGCCUCUGAGCUGAGCCCUGGAAUGCUGAGUCUUCCCUUCCUGCUCUGCAUUCAGACCCUCUGGUGUGUGGUUAUGAGAAUAGAGAAUAGUCAGUUUAUUCCUUGUGCAUAGGAGCAGGUUAUAAAAGUUGACUGAGCUGGUUUGGAAUAGGCUAUAUUUUGGUAUGGGAAGUUUUUUUUUUUGUAAUGAAAAAUAUUUCAUGAACUCGUUAUAGUGUUUGAAUAGGAAAGAGGAUUAGGGGUAAAUUACCCUGCAGGUUUAGGUGGAGUUUCCUUUAUCCAUUUGGAGUUUGGGCAGAAGAAUGCAGAGGCUGAGGGUAGUCCCCACAUCCAUUUUGGGGGUUCUCACUAUCUGACCAGAAAAGUUGGCCAUCCAAAGUCUCCAGGAAAAUGGAUGGCUGCUGGACUUUUAGGAGGAGAGGAGUCUAAUAUUCUACUCUCUCUAUUUCCUUUUCUGGGAUGGGUGGAACACUUGUUUUUUCAAACCUCAGUAAAUUUCUGUUACCUGUGAAAAACCUGUGCUGUGUUAAUUUAGCGAAUGAAGGAGAAACAUCUGGGCUCCCCUUUAGUGUGAGCAAGGUUUCAGUCAUCAAUGUAUUGCUUCUUGGUACUUCCAAGUCCAAUGGUAUGGUUAAUGCAAAACCACAGCAAAGAAAAGGAAGCAGGACUUUGGGGAAUGAAAGUGCAUUCAUUCUGCCAGGCACCGAGCUCUGACUUGCUAUGGUUCUCACUAAAUGUGGAAGACCUGGAGCAAGAAAUAGAAGAAAGAAGACGAUCAGUUCUGACCUGUGACCAAUUACAGAAAGAAGGAGUGGAGUAAAAGCUUUGUAUAUUUUUUCUUUCUUGUUGUAAGUGUAUGUUUAUUUGUAUAUAUUAACCAUUUUCUUUUUCUUUCUUCUUACCCUUAUGCUUUUAUGUAAGUCGUUGGGGGUUAUGUGUAGUAUAGUCUUUAGGUAUCAGACUAGUCAAUGGGGCUAUGAAUUUCAGGAACUUUGCAAUAUAAAUAUAGCAAUGUUUGAUACAAUGA